Messenger RNA from Daldinia caldariorum, 1113 nucleotides. Its product is annotated as NAD(P)-binding protein. Bases 104 to 1066 code for a protein of 320 amino acids. Lineage: Eukaryota; Fungi; Ascomycota; Sordariomycetes; Xylariales; Hypoxylaceae. The transcript is spliced from 6 exons. The record is from RefSeq and is a predicted model, not a curated record.
GACUACCUCUUGAUACAUACCUCCUAGCAAGUCCAGCAACUUCCAGACAAUAGUUAAGUCCAAAGCAGUAGUAUUUAAGAAAGUUUCAAUCUUAUAAGUCAACAUGGUUAAGAUUGCAAUUGCAUCGGCUUCGAGCACACUGGCUCGAGAAGUCAUUGACACGCUGGUGGCUUCUAAGAAGCAUGAUAUAGUCGCCUUAGUCCGACCGGACCCUGCCCAAUUCCCUUCCCUCCCCGGCGUCGAAUGGGUGCAGACGACUUACGAGGACAAGUCGGAAUUGGUUCGCUUGUUCAAGGGUGUAGAAACUGUUAUCUGCUUCUUAGCUGUUCAUCUCGACAAGGAUAACGCUAUCCAGAAGCGGCUUAUUGACGCUUCUAUUGAGGCCGGUGUUAGGCGGUAUGCUCCGUCCGAGUGGGCAACAGGUGUGAAGUUGGAAUCUUCGCUCGAUGCCAUGCCGUGGUAUGAGGGAAAGAUAAAGAUCGCGCAUUAUUUGGAGAAGCUCAAUGAGCAGAAGAAGGUCAUCGAAUAUACCCGCUUCCAAGUUGGCACGUUCAUGAACUAUCUCGCUCAUCCGCAUAAAACAACAACUCAUGCUCGUACUCUUCCAUUUUUGAUUGACUUUGACAACCAACAAGCCGCUGCGAUCGAAGGAUCUCUCGAUGAUGUUAUUGUAUGGACUACAGUUCAAGACAUCGCAGGUGUGGUGGCCCGCGCUGUAGAGUAUCCUGGCGAAUGGCCAGCCAUCGGUGGCAUUACCGGAACUAAAGCUACCAUCGGGGAGGUACUAAAACUGGGCGAGGCUAUUGGGAGGCCAAUAAAGGUACAUUUGCUCAAGGAACAAGACCUCGAAGCUGAGAUCAGAAAUGCUGGUGCUUUUUCUGUUCCAGACCUUCGCAUUGCGACGCCUGAGCAGGCCGGGGCCUUCAUGCACGCCGUGCCCGCUAGACUCUUAAUUGCCAUCCAUCGCGGUGCUUAUGAUAUUACUGAUGAGUGGAAUAAGCUCCUACCAGACUAUAAGUUUACACAGCUUGAAGACUUCCUUAAGAGUGCCUGGGGUGGGAAGUAAGUACCUGGCAAUAGGUACUUUGUCGAAGUGCAUGGCGGUUAUAUUGU